This is a messenger RNA of Acanthoscelides obtectus, 7544 nucleotides long. The record is from the annotation of a GenBank genome assembly. Lineage: Eukaryota; Metazoa; Arthropoda; Insecta; Coleoptera; Chrysomelidae.
GUGGUUUCUUUCUUGGUCCAUAUCAUAAUAUUCGCAACAGCAUAGAGGAGUGACAUCAGACAUCACGUUUUCAAUCGAUUUGUUCGAUAAAAUUCUUCAUUUGAAAAGACUAAAGGAUGCUGUUAACCUCAAUAAUCAAAACAUCAAAACAAACAAAAAAAGGGUGGAUAGGGAAAAACAAGUGAGUGGGUAUAACGCGACAUCUACUGAUGGUAUAUCGAAGCACCAAGUUUGUCAUGUGAAGUGCUGGAAUUGUGAUGUCUGACCAAUCUAGUUCAUCACAUUACCACAGCACAUUCCACAUAUUUUGUGUUCCACAUUAUGAUACAUGUUGAUUGAGGUUAUGUAAACGUAAUUAAACAGAGUUUAAAUUUUUUUAUUGUUCGAAUUAGUAGCUGUUAGGAGCCGGAAUAUUUACGUAUAAUGAUUCUAUUUUAUUCAACUGCGACUAGUUAACUAUGGUGAGAAUUAAAAACAGAUACUUGGUGUUACAAAUCACUGAGCUAGGCAAGGAUGAGGCAACUUCAAAGCUACAACUACGUGCCCAUUCUCUCUAUGAAACCAUAAUUUCCAAAUUACAGCAGUUGCAUGGAGAUUUUGGAGUAGCUACUUGUAGAGGAGGCCUAACAGCAAAAUACUGCAAUGAAGAUACGAGGAUAGCCGUUGUGCGCGCGAGACAUGGGCCUCAUAAGCUGGUAGCCAGUUGUAUUCCUUUCAUAAGAUUGAUUGAUGGAAAAGGAGUGACUGUUAAUAUUCUGUAUGUUGGUGCAACAAUACGACAGUGUUUCAAGUUCUUGAAGAAUUACCAACAGAAGAAGUUCAAUGAGUAUUAUAUGUCUUUGAAGAGUGAGGAAGAAAAGAAAGCAUUGAGACAGUCGGUGUUGAAUUUUGAAACUGUUCUAGAGAAACUCUAAUAAAUGGGUAAAAUUCUAUCGAAUGUAAAUUCCGCGUUUUGUGGUGUAAAUAAAUUAUUUGGUUAAUCCCAUCACUAUUCUUCUGACCAUCUAUAGUUUAUAUUUGAAUCACUAGAUGUCGUGAAAUAGAUCUAUCUUCACCAAAUGACGCCAUCUUGCAGCUGCCAAACUGACACGUCUACACGUGCAUUUGACAGUUAUGCUUUGACAUUCCUCAGGCUGUGGAUAACCUUAAACCUUAGUGUUGAAAAGAUGAUUUUUCGGAGAAAAACUACUAUUUCUUCAUAUCGCUGCAGUCAAAAAAAAUCGACAUGAAGGUGGUUUACCAAAAUAUAGGCAAAGAUGGGGAUGGGAGUGUGGCUCUUAUCCCUGAGGAACCAGAAGACAUGUGGCAUGCAUACAACCUCAUCUCUGAAGGGGAUUCUGUUAGGGCUACAACCAUUAGAAAGGUGCAAACAGAAUCUUCGACAGGUUCAUCUACAUCAAACAGAAUUAGAACCACCUUGACAAUCAGUGUGGAGAACAUUGAUUUUGAUACUCAAGCAUGCAUGCUCAGGCUCAAGGGAAGGAAUAUUGAAGAAAACCAGUAUGUCAAGAUGGGUGCCUAUCACACCCUGGAUCUAGAGCUAAACAGAAAGUUCAUCUUGCGGAAACAAGAAUGGGACUCUGUAAGUCUAGAACGUAUUGAGCAGGCUAGUGAUCCAGCAAAAAGUGCUGAUGUAGCUGCAGUUGUUAUGCAAGAGGGACUUGCAUAUGUUUGUCUUAUCACCUCUAGCAUGACUAUAGUUCGAGCCAAAAUAGAUGUUUUGAUACCUAGAAAGAGGAAAGGUUGUGUUCAGCAACAUGAAAAGGCGCUGUUGAAAUUCUAUGACCAAGUGAUGCAAGCAAUCUUAAGGCAUGUCAAUUUUGACAUAGUGAAAUGUGUUCUCAUAGCAUCACCAGGCUUCGUCAGGGACCAGUUUUAUGAUUACAUGUUUCAAACUGCCAUCAAAACUGAUAACAAACUGCUGUUAGAUAACAAGUCCAAAUUUAUGCUCGUACAUUCGUCUUCCGGUUUCAAGCAUUCUCUCAAAGAGGUUCUACAGGAUCCUAGUGUGAUGAACAAGAUCUCAGACACUAAAGCUGCUAGUGAAGUGAAGAUCAUGGAGACCUUCUACACGAUGCUACAGUGUGAACCUGCCAAAGCUUUUUAUGGCAAAAAACAUGUACUCAAAGCCAAUGAAGCACAAGCUGUUGAGACACUGAUGAUUUCUGAUAAGUUAUUCAGGUGCACAGAUGUAAGUGAACGUAAGGAAUAUGUAAGAUUGGUCGACUCUGUAAAGGAAAAUGGCGGUGAUGUGAAGAUAUUUUCUAGUCUUCAUGUGUCUGGAGAACAACUGGACCAGUUGACAGGAAUAGCCGCCAUUUUGCGAUUUCCGAUGCCCGAGCUCGAAGAUAGCGACGACAGCGACGAAGAGAAAGAAACAGAAGAUACUAAUAAGUGAUCUUUUCAGCUAAUCUGACCUGCUUUCUAGUGCUUUGUGGCGCUUCCAAACUACUCUAGCAAAUGUGCAUGGAAACGCAAUCGAUCUUUGAUAUGGGGGUGGGGUGACACACUUAUUAAAUGAGUAGUUGAUAUGUUGGAUUGGUAUAAACAGGAAUUGAGCUCUACAAUUGGUUAACUUAUUCUACCUGAAGAUACAAAAUUCAGUUGGCAGACAUGCCUACGCGAAUAUAAGUAUAUGUACAGUAAAGCUAUAUACGAGUUUUUGUCGACAAUCGUCUUUAGGUGUCAGCUCUCGUAGUGUUGCUGCAGUUUAUGGGGACAUUCUGAGGAUACAAAAUUUGGAAAUAAUUACGGGGGAGGUUGAGGAAUAAUCUUUCCUUAGAAGAUUGAUGCCUUGCACAAAUAACAUAAACAAUAAACAAUUUUCCUCACAAGGAAAAUGAGGUCUUUAAUGCUCGAAGGAUACGGGAAAUACUGCAAUCCUAUUUGGCAACGUUGUCUGUAUGUGUACGCCCGAACACAGCAUAUGGUUGGACAUCUUGGAGAAUACGUUAAUCAAUGGUUACUCCGAGGAACUCCUGAAUCACUGGAUGGCAGAUCUCAUGCGUUGAACCAUUAAUAAUUGGCGACUGUAUGAGGAAAGGGGUACAUGUUACAAAUGUUGAAGCCGAGAUAAGAGGUCGAAAAUAUGUUAUUUGUGAAGUUUGCGAAACUUAAAAUGUACAGUAAUCUAAACGCUAAAAGGUAUGUUUAUAUGUUUAUUAUAACCAAAUACUACAUUUUUUGUGAAAAAAUAUUGUACUACAAAACAUAUAAAAGAAAAAAAAUUACUUAUACCACUUUUCACAAAAGAUUUUCAUUGACAAUGCAGUAGCAGUGUUUCACUCAUUAUCAGAAGAUGAUUCGGAUGUAUCCGGCAAAGUAUUUCUUGCGUCCUCGGUGGUUACUAAGUUUUCAUAAAACUUGUGGAAGGUUAUAUUGACGUACGGAAGCAGCUCCCUCAAAUUUUGUUUUUUCAACAUACUUAUGGGAUUGGGUCCUGUAUAGGAGGCAGGUAAAUUUAUCUUAUUUGGCCAAACCUACCCUUUCUCAUAAAAUUUAUUAUCUGGAAUGGUUCUUCCUUGCUCAAGCUUUUCUUAUACAUGACUUGUCCAGGUGUCUUUGUAUACCUGAGCCAUUUUAUUUCACUCCAGACUACUUUUUCUCCAUUUGUGUUCACUCUUCUUUGCUGGAAUACACCUUUUAAGAGAGCCGAAAACUCCAAAAAAUCACUCGUACUCAUUUCUGAGACUGAAUGGUUUUUUAGUGCCACACAGCCUGACAAAGUUCAUCCAGUCUCUUGGAUGUUCUAUCGGACAAGGAUAAUGCUUCUUCUUUUCAAUAAUAGAAUGAUCAGUGUCACAUUCCUUAUGCGUGUGUCCAAGAAUCAGGAAUUUGUGAUCAAUUUCUUCAAUGUUAGGUUUUUCUUUCAGAGCCAGCAUAAACAUGACGGAUAGAUAACAGUUUUUGUUUUGGCCGGCACAUGUGUCUGAGUAAAAUGUCAGACUUUUUACUGUGUCAGGGGGAUCUCUUUAAUGUGUUUAAACAAGCGAGAGGCGAUCUGAUUCCCUCCUCUUGCUGCUAAACCCUCGUGCCACAUAAAACAAAAGGCUUGCGGAUCAUUGCACCUGUGGAGGGUAAGAUUAUAUGUCCACAAUUGCCUUUUGUAAAAGGCGAUCGAUGUCUGAAUAUCAGGAGUAGGUAGGCACUGUUGCAAGUCAAAGGCGUAGACGUCUUUUGAUGGAUCGCGAGAUGCAAUCUCCUUGUCAUUACGUUUCGCUGCAAUUGCGGCUUCUGAUUCUUCAUGAUGUUUCGCUAAUUGAGCUUCUAGAUCUUUCUGCUUAUCACUAUCGGAAGCAAUGUUCAUGCACAUCUUCAACUUGUCACAUUUUGCACAUGUGUCUUUUUAGGCAUCUUUAUUUUGACAUUCAUAGAGUGAAAUACUCUUUGAUAAAUAAACCGGGAUACUGGUUUUUCGCUGGAGGGCAGCCAUUUAAGGUAUUCCUCGUAUAGCCGAGCUAGUGUAUAAUGAUGUGGCAAAUAUCUUACAGAUGACUGUUUUCUGCUAUAAUGACUUUCGUAGGAUGGAACUGCCUGGAUAUGUUGCUUGACGCGAUCUAAACUGCCAUCAGGAGUCUUAUUUGCUGGAUCAGACAGACCGCGUUUAUAAUCAUGACAUAUUCCUGACUCAGAGCCGCCUUUGUUUUUCAAAACAUUGCUUACGAAUCUGUUAGUUUCGUCGAAAGUCAUCAGAAAACAUGCCUUACAUACUUUCACACGGUCGCUAGCUAUAGGCAGAUGAAAAGUAAGCAUGACAAGCCUAUUUUUCUGUUUGUUUGUAUUCUCUAGCUUUCGUUUUGUGCAUUUUUUAGCUGCUGUUGUUGUUAGGCCAGCAAUGAAUGACGCUCGUUUAUAGAAAUUACUCACAUUCCAAUAAUCUCGAAAAAGAGAGUGCCUUCUUUCUUUGUCUAUCCUUUUUCCACAUUAAAGCUUACAAUUUCCUAAGUCCCUAAAUCUUCUUGCCUGUACUGUUUCUCCAUUUUUAGUUGUGUACUCUAAACCUAAGUUUCGUUUCUCUUUCCUUUCCUUUCUUACUAAUCUGGUUUCAUUCUUGAUAGACGUUUUUUGCUUUCUCACUUUUAAAGAAUGUGCAUCGGGAUUUCUUUCUUCUGAUGUGUCAUUUUUCUUACUGCUUGUACUGCUUUUCUUUUUCUCCAAGUUUGCACCCCUUUUCUUACGUUUACGCUUUGGCUCAUAAUGUUCUUUCUCUUUUACGGUUGAACACGCUGAGGAGCCUUCUGAAUCCAAAUCCUCAUCUUCAGGAACAUACUCCUUAUCGAGAUCGCUAUCAUCUUGGAAUUCUUCACCUUCAAAGCUGACGACGGAUGUAGUCUCACCAUGAGUUUCAUUUAAAGCUGGGUCUCUAUUUUCGGUCAACAUCGUGCGGUUUUCUUCUGAAGUACAUUCCAUUGCUGAAAAAUACUAAUUAUUACUGUCACGAAACUGUAAGCUCAGAUUAUACUUACCAAGGUUCAGUUGCUUUUGUUCGAUAGUUGCAUCUGAAAUUUGACACUCAUUUUGAGUCAUGGCUACGUGACUGUCAUCACAUACUAGGUCCGCUGUACUAGCAAGCAGAGCAAUGUUUUCUUCUGGGGCCGUAUUAAUUUCUACAACAAAAGCAAAAUUGAUUUAUCGAUUAUAAAAUAGCAAGUAUCAUUCUGCAACUUUCCAGGAGUAAAACUAUCUUUAUUUAAUACUAACCAACAUUGGUUAACCAGGAAAACACUUUGCUGAAACCAUCAUUUUCGCCCAGAUCCAUAGCAAGAUCUGCUUCAUUUGUUUGUACUUGGCUACUGGUCUCUGCCUGUUCAUGAUUACUGGUAUUUAUGUUAUUUGUAGGAAUCCUCAUUGAAUUCUUAGACAUAUCAAGCCCUGCAGCAGCCAUGUUUGCGUCUGUAAGAUGUGAACAGUAUUUUGAAUUGAAAAAUAAUGUACACAUUAAAUCAGAGAAAGAAAUUGGAUUAAACCAAAUUUUCUUGCACCUCCUAUGUAUUAAUAUCACACAUGGUGGGCCAGAUAGAGCGGUUCAAUUUUUGUUUAAUUUUUUUUUUGUAAAAGAGGUCACAACGACUAAUCUUGCUUGAACAACUAUACUUCUAAUGUUCGGGAGCUAGGAUUUUUUGCAUAUUAUCGAUUUUUCGAUACCAGUUAUAGUACAUUACAACUCGGAACUAGCUCUUCUAUCCUUAAGGAAUGAUAAAUUAUGGAUCCGAAAAUUUAAAAUAAUAACACAAGAUAAGUACAAACGGCAAAUAUCAUACAUUGGCGUGAUACCUACAUGACUACUUAACAUGCAUACCAAAUUUCAUACCAUUUGGCCGAACAGUUUUUAAAUUUGUGUGACCGGAAUCACGAAAAUCGAAACCAUACAGAAAAUUCUAGCUCCCGCACUAUUGAUUUUAGAGGCACGGUAUUUAAGCGACAUGAGCUUUUAUGACUUAUUUUACAAAAAAAAAUUGGACCCCUAUGAUUGGCCCACCCUGUAUACAUAAUCCCUUGUUUACAAAGCCGUCGAUGGGGUAUAAGUCGAAAAAUGGAUUUAAUUAUAUGCCUAUCUCAAAUAACUUCUACCUAAUAAAUCAACAAACAUUAUACUUCACCAGGAUUUUGUAUAAUAAUAUCGUUAAUUUUGGUAUACCCAAUUGAUUUUUAUACUUAUACCCCUUUCCUCGUACAUAAGUUGUCUCGAAUUUUCACAUAAAGCACCCAAAUAACUACUAUGAAUCACAUAGGAUGUAAAUGAUGACAAGCAAAACUUAUUUUACUCUACUUACCGUACUUUAUCUCCUCACCGGUAGCUGGACCUUUAUUUUGCUCCAGUAGGUCAAAAAUACGCUUACACCGUUGGGAAUACAUAACCUCAAAUACGGGCACGUCUCCCUUGAUACACUGCUAGAAUGUGGUCAACACGUGGCCGCGAAUAAUGUGAAAAGGGGUAUAUGUAGAAUUACUUCUUGGCGCCAAACUAUUGUGAUUUGUGGAAUGAGGUACAAGUACACUUAUUGCUCUUUUCUCGAAAAUUAUUAACCACUAUGGUUAUCAUACUUUAAGGGGCAAGGAAAAUAAUGGUACUUAUUUCUCUUUCCACAAGUAAGGCGGGACAACGAUAUGUGACAUAAGUAUAGAUAUGUCGCUUUUCACGAACUUCCAAAGGAAACAAAUUUUAAUUGCUCCGCAUAAGUGAACUUAACUCCCUCUGCACAAAAGUGUCAAGUAAAAGUUUGAAGGCAAAAUAUCACUUAUACCCAUUCGCACAUGUCGAAACAAGGUAUUUAGGAAGACCAUACAGUUAUAUCCAUUUUCACGUAACUGUGUUGAUUAGCUAUGAAGUAUUUGGUGUAUUUAUCCCAUUUUUGCCAUUUUUUUACUUAUACCACUUUCCCCAUACAGUCGCCAAUUGUGAAUUAAGAGAGGUUUUAAUAGUGUGUGGCUAUUAUGAUUGUUCAUAAUUGGAAACACAUUAAAGUGUUACGUGUACAUUUUUGUGAGGUAUAUGUGCUAAUUUAUUUAUAUAAGAUUUGAUUGAAUAAAUGGAAUUUUGUUAA